This is a messenger RNA of Branchiostoma floridae (Florida lancelet), 3340 nucleotides long. RefSeq lists its product as uncharacterized. The record is from RefSeq and is a predicted model, not a curated record. Lineage: Eukaryota; Metazoa; Chordata; Leptocardii; Amphioxiformes; Branchiostomatidae. Bases 14 to 3250 code for a protein of 1078 amino acids. The transcript is spliced from 12 exons.
GCGCAAUCGUACCAUGCACUCUGCGGACCUGACAUUCAGCCAGCAGGCCUUCCAGGAUCACAUGUCUACUCUCCUGAGCCUGAUGCGGGAUCCCACACUAGGCUCAGAUCAGGCUGCACAGAAGGCUGCGGACGAGAUUAGUAAGAUCCAGACGGAAGACUUUCACAUCAGUGCCGACAAAGCUUGCGCCGAUGCAGAGGUCCGUGUGCUCACAGAGCUGAUGGAAGACUACAGGAAGUCGCUGGAGCUUCACGAGAAGGAGUUAGGGGAUCACGCGACCCGCCUGGACGCUCUGGAGCAAGGGAUGGUAUCAGGGGAAGAGGUUCCAUCGAAGGCCAUUAACUCCAUAUUGGACAUGGUGAACGGCAAUGCCGACCUUCAAAGCGUCCUACAAGGUCAAGCUUCGGAGUUGUCCACCAUCUUACAGCAGUACCAGACCAGGUUAGGUAAGGUAGAGGGCGACGUCUCAAACAUCAAAGACGAGGUGAAUCAACUAGAAAAAGCGAUGACCAAUCAAAAGGCGCAACUGGACGACGUCACAACACGGGUCGAUGACGAAUUCAGUGACGUGAGGGCCGCAAUAGGUGACGUCAGGACUUCUGUUGAUGACGUUAAGGAAGACUUGACGAAAGUCAAACAGAAGCUACUAGAAGCGCCACCUGGCAGCCCCAAGUCAACACCAGGUGCCAGUAUUAGCUGCAAGAACACCCUGCAAGAGUACCUGGACAAGGAGAAGCUACCAAAACCAAAGUACGUGAGGAUCGAAGGUGAAGGAGCGAACGCAGGGCAACCUCCCUUCAGUUACAGGGUGGUAUUGCAGUACAAGAACUCCCUCUGUCGGCCGGAGGGUGGAUUUGCAUCCAAGAAAGUCGCCAUCCAAAAGGCGUGUGAGUUAGCCCUGCAGAGGUUGGGACAGUCACACUUAACGAAGGAUCCAACACACUUUAGAGCUGAACUUCAGGAGUACCUAAAGAAACAAGGUCAAGAUCCCGACAUCGAAGUUAUUCAGGACGAACAGGGUUUCUCCGCUCAGGUCAGGAUGAUUGGCAGGGCAGAAUUUCCUCAAGGAGAUACCAGCAGCACAAAGAAAGAGGCAGAACAGAGCGCCGCAGAGAAAGCCCUCCUCGCCUUAGGUUUACCGCUGCCAAUUUUAGUGCGUCCCAGACAAACAAGUCCCAAACAUGGAGCGAACGCAUCCAACAAGGUCAAAGACGACACGAAAACGACAACUGUUGUAAGUAGGGCAGCAAUUUCUGAAGACAACACCGACUACAAGACUGUCCUGAAAGGUCACGUUAAGAAACAGAAGCUUCCUGCUCCAUUCUAUAAGACCCAACCUGAAGGAGACGUCUUCAAGUCAACUGUCACCUUCCAGACAAGGGGUGCCUAUCAAACGACCGAACCGGCCAAAGGCAAGAAAGAAUCGGAACAGAAUGCUGCAAGAGAGGCGGUUCGCAUGUUGGGAAUCUCUUUUAGGGAUACUAACUACAAAGGUGCUUUGCAGGAAAAUGUUGAUCCGUCCAACGCGCCGACUUACUACACUUACAAGUGCCAGGAAGGCUUUGUGAGUGUAGUACGCUGUAAAGCCAUCAUUGAGCUGUGCAGUUUUCAAGUCACCGCACCUGAGGACCCGGAUGAGCUCCAAGUAGAUGUGACGAGAAAGACACUGCUUCCUUCAGGAAGCGCAGUCAACCAAGUGACAGCGGCGGAGCAAAGAGUCGCCAAAUUUGCCUUAGAUAUCUUAGGACUAGUGUCUUGUGAAGGGACCAAACAGACGACACCGAUGGUCACCAGUGUUCCAGAGACGAAGAAUCUGGACAUCAGCAAUGUAAAGGCCAAAACAACGAAAGAAGAUGCAAAGGUAGUGACAUCCACUGUUGCCGUGGCUCCGGGAAUGAAUGGAACCGUCUCAAAUCCGGCUCCUGCAAAGUCUGUACCUUACACGGAAGCUAAACACACUGAUUUGGAUGGGCCCUCCUCACAAGUGGAAGUUGGUAGAGAGGCAACGGCCAGCAAAGAUUCUCUACCGUAUAAAAACAUCCUGCAAAAACACGUGCAAGAUCAAAAACUCCCAUCACCAAGGUACAAAGAUGUGAAAGGAGAAGAAAACACUCUUUCAACUGUCAGCUUCAAGACAAGAGGCGCCUACCAGACAAAAGAGCCUGCCAAGAGCAAGAAAGAAGCAGAACAAAAUGCGGCAAAAGCGGUGCUUGAAAUGCUGAAAGUUAAAGCAAGAGAUGCCAACUACAAAGGUGCUCUACAGGAGUAUGCCACUAAAGAAAGUUCUUCUGGCGUACCUACCUACUUCACAUACAGGAACCAGGACGGCUACAUCAGUGUUGUACGCUGUCAGGCCAUCUCUGAGCCGUGUAGCUUCAGUCUUGUUACACCCGAAGAGGAUACAAAAAUACUUCAGGCAGAAGACGCAACAACACCGUCACUUUCACAAGGAGACAACUGUGAAAUAGCGAGGCAGAACGUUGCCAAGUUUGCAGUGUCUGUCUUGGGGAUCCUCCAACAGUCACCACCAGGCCGAUCAUCAACAGCUGAUACCGCACCAGAACCCAAGGGGGUAAGCAAGGAAGAGAAAGACUUCAACACACGGGCUAAGAAGGAGAAUCCCAAAGGCAAGGAGCUCGAGUCAGCCACGACGAAAUCACCAGGGACGGACAAAACCGGUACAUCAAAUAGGAAGGCUCCCAUUAGCACUGCGGCUGAACCGAUUGUCGUACACGUGGCCGGUUCCCGACUACAGGACGAUGAUAAACCUGCCCAAGCGGAUGACAGUAUACGAAACUACAAAGCCAUCCUACAACAACACGUGCAGAAACAGCGCUUACAGUUGCCUCCACCAAAAUACCACGACUCCAACACCGAGGAGAAGACUUUUCUGUCAACGGUGAGGUUCGAGACAUCAGGCGCAUUUCAGACAACCGAAGCUGCCCCCAGUAAGAAAGAUUCGGAACAAAAUGCUGCAAAAUCAGUCAUUGAUCUAUUAGAACAUCCAUCAGGUAAUGGUAGCAACUACAAAGGCAUUCUUCAGCAAUAUGCAACGAAGUUAGAUAGCAAUGACAUACCCAAGUAUCAGACAUAUAGCUGUGAGGGAGGGUUUAAAACUGUUGUAAUCUGCCGUGCUAUUACUAAAACGGCUAGUCUUGAAGUUACUUCGGAAGCAUGUAAUAGCAAGAAGGAAGCGCAACAAAGAGCAGCGUACAGAGCAGUAGAGUUGCUCGACAUACCAUUGCAAUGAACACUUGCAAUGGCAAAUGAACUGUUCCCUUACUCAAAGAAUCGAAUUACCGGCAUUUGGGACCCAAUCGCUCGGUAUUUUUAGCUAUCU